CAAAUAGGUAUGUGAUAAGACAUUACAUAAACUCUUUACGUUUUAUUUACAUUUUAAAGUUGAUUAGUUGGACAAAUCGGGUGAAAAAAACUGUUUUCACACAACAUAUUUCCCCCUUUCAAGAUCACUUCGUAGCAUUCGCUCCCCACCCGCCAUUUUUAAAAAGACGCGACGGAGUUCAUUGCCUUGUUGAAUUAUGCAGAGAUGGGCAUCAUGAAAGUCUCGUCAUUAAUUUAGUUGGAAAGGGGAGAAAUUGUGCUUUACAAUGGUAUUUAUAUUACAGUUGAUCUGGAAGUAUUACGUUUAAUGGGCGCAAAAAUAAGGUCAAUUGUACGGACCAAGGCGUUAUCUAAACCGAGAACUAAAAACAACAUUCACCUUAUCUGAACUCUUCACCUUGAGGUUUAGGUCGCUUGAGGCAACAGCGCACUUCUCCUUUCACCGCUUCAAGUUGCUAACUCGACAUCUGAAAUGAGUUUACACAUUUUGUUAAUCAACACAGUUGCACAGACAUUAACUAGCUAAGUAACUAACACUUCUUAGCUGGCUACCAUAACCAACAGAUAGUUAGCUAGCUAACUACUGCCCCGGUAGCUAACAGACUACAAUUAGUUAGUCGAUGAAAGGACUAAACAGGAUUCCCAAAGACAAACAAUUAAAUCGCUUGCUAGGUAGCAUUUUGUUUUGCUAGGUAGGACAAUUUAAUCGCUAACUAAAUACUGUUAAAUAAUAGUAUAUUGUGGGGAGGUUAACUAGCUAACGUUUGCUAGCUACUAACUCGGACAAACUCACCUGUUUCUUCCUCAUUUUCGGAAGUUAGCUACAUGUCAGUCACUGGAUUGCAAUCUUGUUAACAGUCGCUUUUGCACAAAUUUCUGUGGACGUAGCUAGCUAAUUCAACCAAAAGAAAUGUCGUUCUAAAUACAGGUCGUCAGCAAACGGUAAAAUCGUCGUGAUAAAAAGACACCGUGUUGUUUUCUAAUCCGAGUGGUGAAUCGAGACAGCGUUCGAAUUCUGAAAAAUAUAGCUACGUCUAGAAAUCACGUGCAGUUCAAUCAGAGGUCGAGGUCUCUGAUAUUGAUUGAUCAAGAAACAAUUGAUUCCUUGUGCCAGUCAAUGGUGCCUACUAGCUACUGUUUGCCUUUGUUAUUUCGACUAAAACUUGAGUGUCGUGUCUUACUGCACUAAAUACAUGUUUAUACAGGGCAUAAAUAAGGUCGUUGUUUGAGGUGGAAAAACACGACACAUUUGACAAUUUCCAAAACCGACACACGGGGGUGGUAAAAGCUUGUAAUGUAUUUCCUCACACAGCCCCAAGGCACCGGUUUCGCCUUUAAUCUGUGCUUGGGCGUCUAGAGUUACGCUGAUUUUGUCCCUGUGGAUCUCUCUUUCUCUUUGUGUGUAUGUGUGUGAUAAAUAUAUUUUUGUGUUAAUGGGCGAUUGCUGCAAAACAAAUGUACCCUAUAAUUUAUAAUUACGUUUUCUGAAGCUACGUUGAUGGUAGCUAAGGGACUUAAGUUUAGUUCCUUAGCUACGUUGAUGGGCAAUUGUAUGUAGGCUGUGAUAUUAUAAUGCAUAUAAUAAUGCACAAUAACCUAUUAUAUAAUACAGUAUUAUUAUCAUUAUAAUAAGACAAUACACUGUAUUGCUUGAUGGCUGAUAAAUAAAUAGCAGGUGCAAUCAAAUGGACAAUAUAGCCUCAGCCUUAGUUUUUCAAGUAGCUUAUGCCAUUAGAUAUCUAAUUUAAAGCCUAAAAGAUGAGUGAGCCAACCGGAGACGCAGUCUAGUGAGCCACCUGUGAUGUGAAAUAAGAAAACUGCAUAUUGUCACAGAUAGGUGUAUUGGGGAGACGAGAAAAAACCCAGUAAGCAAAAUAAUGUUGAAAAUACGUAUUUUUCUGACGUCGAAGUUAGGUUAAUUUUAGGUUAUGAAUGAAAGUUCAAAAUACAUAUUUUCCGGAACGGACGAAAUCUGAACCAAAUAUAGACAUCUAUGAUUGGUUCGGACCGGAUCAAAAAUCAACAACCCGUGGCUGGUCCAGGCCACACCAAAAACAUACCAAACAAAGAAGGCCGGUCUGGGCAGGACCCCCCAAAAAUAUGUACAAAAGAAGUCGGUCCAUGCUUAGUGGGAACUGAGUAAGGGGAGAAGCUUGUAGGCAACAGUCACUUUUCAAGACCAGUCCACAAUCUCAUCGAACAAGUUUUUUUAGUAUGAUAUAGCAGAGAUUACUUUCCAAGAAAUAUAGAUUCGUCUUUUUGUACGCUAAAGGAAUAGCAUGGUGGCGUCCAGCUACCUACUUUCAAGGUAGCUGGUCACGGGACAGUGAAUAGAUUCACUAAGAUGUAGCCAAACUGUAAUUUAUGCGCAGCUUUCAAUUUUUCAAAAUUGACACUAAUGAAUGAUGAGAUGCUUUAACAAUAGGGGUACCUAUUCAAUUUAAGGAUUUCUUAUUCAUUACACGUUUUGUGCCAUAGAUAUGGAUAUUUUUUUCAGGAGAAAGAGGGCAUUGAAAACUCUCCUGAGCUUGUCUCUAGUUUUUGCGUCUUUAUUGAUGAUCCAAAAGUUCAAGCUUGUGGAUAACAGCAUCAAGGAUGAUAUGGAGGUUAAACGCAUGGAAGACGCCGGUUGGUGUGGACCUGAGUGUGAUUUCUACAAAGGAAAAGGCCUAUUGAAAAGCAGUUUGGGAAACUACUCGCCGCCUGUUCUUGGUGAUGAUUUGGAUGCGCCACGGGUGAAGAUGUCCAACGCUACUCUGGCUACUUGGGAUGUACACGUUAUGAACUGCAGUGAAUAUUCAGCCGUGAGGAAAAAUGAUUGGUUUCGACGUUUGGAUCCGAGGUUCCACCAAUUUGUGUUACACAGACAUUGUCGGUAUUUCCCAAUGUUAAUAAAUCACCCGGAUAAAUGCAGGAAUGGAGACGUGCACUUGCUCAUGGUUGUAAAAUCCGUUAUAGAGCAGCAUGAUAGGCGAGAGGCCGUGCGGAAUACCUGGGGUAGGGAACAGGCAAUUGAUGGUAAGAGAAUAAAAACGCUGUUUCUUCUAGGAAGCCCUACAAAUGGUAAAGACACGAAAAACCUUCAAAAGUUGAUUGAGUAUGAGGACAUUAUAUAUGGAGACAUUCUUCAAUGGGAUUUUAUGGACACAUUUUUCAACCUCACCUUGAAAGAGGUGAAUUUUCUGAAAUGGUUUGAUAUUCACUGCUCCAGUGCCAAGUUUAUAUUCAAAGGGGAUGACGACGUUUUUGUGAAUACAAAGAACUUACUGGAACUUAUUAGUUUCAAGACUGAGGACCGCAAAGUGCUGAACUUAUUUGUUGGGGACACCAUAUCCAAAGCCAUCCCCAUCAGAAACCAUCAAAGUAAAUACUACAUCCCCAAAGAGCUGUUUGACAAACCGUACCCACCUUAUGUUGGUGGUGGUGGGUUUUUAAUGUCCUCACAAUUAGCUCAGAGACUGUUUGUGGUUUCGGAGGACUUGGAGCUCUAUCCCAUUGAUGAUGUGUUUUUGGGAAUGUGCCUCCAGAAGCUACACUUGACUCCAGAGAUGCACAUAGGUUUCAGGACAUUUGGCAUCAUGAAACGCAGAGUGAGUCCAAUGAACAGAGAACCUUGCUUUUUCAAAAACCUCAUCGUAGUCCAUAAAUUGAGUCCUCAGGAGCUAUUCAGGAUGUGGAGUGUAGUGGAAAAUAAGGAGCUGGUUUGUGCCAAAAACACUGCACCAUGAUUGUCAAGCUAAAGUCCAGUGUGACAAAGGUUAUGCAACAAAUAUUGUUAAAUUGUUAAUUGUAAUAUGUGUAUGUAGGCCUAGUAGGACACACUGAUGUCACUAAAAUAUCCAACUAAGAAAGACAAUGUGAAAAGAAUGACAUUCUUUCAUUCUCACUGACCUGUUUAAUGUUUCACUUUUGUAAUGUUUAUUGUAAUGUCAAUAGGUAGGAAAACAAAAUUAGUAAGUGUACAUGACUUAUGUCUAUACAAAAUUAACCACUUUUUCAGCAAACUGUAAAUAUAUGGCAGCAUUUAACACUGAAAAGCUUUUUUCAUGCCAGUUUAGUGCCUUUGAUUUUUGAGAUUAGGGAUGUUUUAGUAACUAAAAAGGAUACAUAAAAAUAUAAUUUAGUAAAUGUUUGCCAUAGAUUCUAGAACAAAUAUUUAAUGACAUUUUAAGUCACAACUAGUUUUUGUGUUGAUGUUUAACAGAUUCAUUAAAUAUGUAUUGUUAUAUCAGUGUUUUAAUGUGGCUGAGUGCUGGGUAAGAGUUGAGGGCUUCUGGGUGGAUAACAGAUACUGUAAUUGUUGGUGUAAAAUAUUGCAACAGGUGUCUUUGAAAUACAUAUUUGGCAUCUCAAACUCACCAGAGUAAGAGACAACAGCACUGUAUAGAUUCAUUUAACUUUAUUUAAUCAAACAUAGAUGUUUCAAUCUCUGCACAAAAUGUUUGUAAAUCAAAUAUGUACAGUCAAUACUGAUUGAUAUGUACUGAAAAUCCACAAGGAAAAUAUACAUCAGUGGAGGCUGCUGAGAGGAGGACGGCUCGUAAUAAUGACUGCAACGGGGCAAAUG
Messenger RNA from Salvelinus namaycush (lake trout), 4566 nucleotides. RefSeq names its product UDP-GlcNAc:betaGal beta-1,3-N-acetylglucosaminyltransferase 7, like (gene b3gnt7l). Gene Ontology annotation, cellular component: membrane. Lineage: Eukaryota; Metazoa; Chordata; Actinopteri; Salmoniformes; Salmonidae. The transcript has a single exon. The record is from RefSeq and is a predicted model, not a curated record. The coding region runs from base 2480 to 3727 and encodes 415 amino acids. Gene Ontology annotation, molecular function: hexosyltransferase activity.